Molecule: messenger RNA, 3139 nt
Organism: Aegilops tauschii subsp. strangulata
Lineage: Eukaryota; Viridiplantae; Streptophyta; Magnoliopsida; Poales; Poaceae
Product: putative transcription elongation factor SPT5 homolog 1
Biological process (GO): transcription elongation-coupled chromatin remodeling; transcription elongation by RNA polymerase II; regulation of DNA-templated transcription elongation
Cellular component (GO): DSIF complex
Molecular function (GO): mRNA binding
Source: RefSeq, a predicted model, not a curated record
CAACCGAAAACGCUCCCCGCUCUCGCUUUGCUCGCACCACCCACCCCAACCCACGCCCCGCCGAGGCCUCAAUCGCCUCUCGCGUCGACUCUCGAGGGUUCCGCCCUGCCACGCGGGGCCACCCUCCCAGCCGCAGCGCGUCUCGAGCCGCGAGGAGGGCUCGCUCGAAACCCUAGCCGCCGCAAUGUCGCGCCGCGGCCGCGAGGAGGAGGAGGAGGAGUUCGAGGAGGUAGAGGAGGAGGAGGAGGCCGACGAGUCGGAGGUGGAGGAGGAGGAGCAGGUGGAGGAGAGGGGCGGCAAGCGGUCGCGCGGCGGCGGGGGCAAGGGCUCGGGCGUCGCGAGCUUUAUCGACGACGCGGCCAGCGAGGACGACGAGGAGGAGGACGAGGAUGACGACGACGAGGACGACGACUACGAGGAGGGCGGCCGCGGCCGCGGCCGUCGCGGCCGGCCCAGCAAGAGGAAGCGGUCGAUCCUGAUCGACGACAUGGCGCAGGUCGACGACGACGACGGCGAGGAGGAGGAGGAGGACGGGUACGAGGAAGGUUUUAUUGAUGAUGAUGCUUGGGCUGAUAAUCCUGACGAGGAUGUGAAAAGGGGUUCUAGACGUCAUUUCAAUCCAAAUCCAAUGGAUGAUGCAGACGAUAUGGAGAACUUGGAAGAGAUGUUAAAAUGGAAAUAUAGAACGCAAUCACACUCUGAUUUUGAUGAAGAGGGUCUAACCGAGGUUGAACAGCAAGCUCUCCUGCCAUCAGUGAAGGAUCCAAAGCUCUGGAUGGUGAAAUGUGCGGUUGGACAUGAGCGAGAGACAGCCCUUUGUCUAAUGCAAAAGUUCAUUGAUAGGCAAGAUCUCCAGAUUAAGUCCGUCGUUGCAUUGGAACACCUAAAGAAUUACAUUUAUGUUGAAGCAGAGAAAGAAGCCCAUGUCAAGGAGGCUUGCAAAGGUCUGCGGAACAUCUUUUCUUCAGCAAAAUUACUUCUGGUUCCUACAAAAGAAAUGACUGAUGUUCUCUCUGUCACGAGUAAGUCUGCUGAUCUUUCAAGAGAUACAUGGGUCAGGUUGAAGCUUGGUAUAUAUAAAGGGGAUCUUGCUAAGGUUGUCGAAGUUGAUGAUGUGCGCCAAAAGGUUACUGUGAAGCUCAUUCCUAGAUUAGAUUUACAAGCUUUGACAGAUAAAUUGAAAGGUCUUAAGGUUGCAAAGAAGAAGUCGUUUAUUCCACCGCCAAGGUUAUUUAGUACCGACGAGGCGAGGGAGAUGAACAUUCCUGUAGAACGGAGGAGAGAUAGAGAUUCUGGGGAAUACUUUGAGAUGGUUGGCGCUUUAAAAUUUGAAGAUGGUUUCUUGCGCAAAAAAGUCUCGAUAAAAUCAAUCAGCACACAGAAUGUUAAGCCAUCACUUGAUGAAUUGGAGAAAUUCGGGAGAGUUGGUGAUGACGUGAAUGAAGAUGUGGCUAGAUUGUCCACACUCAGCAGGAAGAAGGGACAUUUUAUGAAAGGCGAUGCUGUAGUUGUUGUUAAAGGUGAUCUCAAGGACAUAAGGGGCUGUGUGGAGAAAGUAGAGGAUUCUAUUGUUCACAUCCGACCAACACGAUCUGAUCUUCCGAAAACACUUGCCUUCAGUGAGAAAGAUCUCUGCAAAUAUUUCAAUCCCGGGGACCAUGUAAAAGUGGUUUUUGGUGUUCAAGAAGGUGUGACAGGCAUGGUAGUUAAAGUGGAAGGACAUGUCUUGACCAUUUUAUCUGACACAAGCAAAGAACAUAUCCGUGUGUUUGCAGAUCAUGUUGUGGAGAGUUCUGAGGUCACGACGGGGCUUACCAGAAUUGGUGAUUAUGAGUUGCAUGAUCUUGUCCUUCUUGACAAUUUAUCAUUUGGUGUGAUUGUAAGGGUGGAAAGCGAAGCAUUUCAGGUUCUCAAAGGAGUGCCUGAUAAACCUGAAGUGCUGCUUGUGAAACUGAGAGAAAUAAAAUACAAAAUCGAUCGGCGCACAUCUGCAAAAGAUAGCAAGAAUAACACGGUGUCAACUAAGGAUAUUGUCAGGGUCAUUGAGGGGCCAUGCAAGGGAAAGCAAGGACCUGUGGAACAUAUACACAAAGGGAUAUGUUUUAUACAUGACCGCCACCACCUUGAACAUUCAGGCUUUAUCUGUGCAAAAGCACAAUCGUGUGUCCUUGUUGGGGGAUCGGUUGUCAACAGCAGCAGGAUGGGUGUUGAUACAGCAGAUCCACGGCUUGGUGCUUUUAGAUCUCCAGCAAGGAUCUUGCAAUCUCCUGGAGGGCUUCCGCCGAGAGGACCUUACAUGAAUUCUGGUGGAAGGUUUGGAGGAGGUGGUCGUGGUGGCAGAGGGCAUGAUGCCUUGGUGAGUAGAUGCAUCAAAAUUAAAUCUGGUCCCUACAAAGGAUAUCGUGGCCGUGUUAAAGAAGUGAAUGGUGCACUCGUGCGUGUGGAGCUUGAUUCACUUAUGAAGAUUGUCACAGUUAAGAGAGAGGAUAUUGCUGACACAGCGAAUGUUGGGACACCAUUCCGUGAAUCUCGUUAUUCAUUGGGCAGUGAAACACCUAUGCACCCAUCUCGAACGCCAUUGUAUCCUAUUCAAACUCCAAUGCGAGAACCUGGAGCGACACCAAUUUGUGAUGGAUCGCAAACUCCUAUGCAUAAUCAAGCCUGGGCACCAAUGAGUCCACCGAGGGAUAACCAGGAAGAUGGAAAUCGUGGCACUUGGGGCGCUUGGGGGAGCAGUCCAGCUUACCAGCCAGGAACUCCAGUAGCUAGGCCAUUUGAUGCCCCCACUCCUGGAUCAGGGUGGGAAAGUACCUCAGGAACUGGCUUUGCUGAUGCUCCAUUCAACGCUCCAACACCUAGUGCUCAACCAAUGACCCCAAUUCCUGCCUCUUAUUUGCCUGGAACCCCUGGUGGCCAGCUAAUGACCCCAGGGAAUGCUGGAAUGGAUGUGAUGUCUCCAAUGAUAGGGGAUGAGGGUGGCAGUAAUUGGCUCUUGCCAGAUGUUUGCGUCAAUGUGUCCAGAGGAGAUGGUUCCACCAAUGGUGUGGUGAAGGAAGUGCUCCUGGAUGGAUCUUGCCGUGUCGCACUUGGGCCAUCAGGCAGUGGGGAUGAAGUAACAGCUCUUCCAGACGAGCUCUGA